This is a messenger RNA of Staurois parvus, 487 nucleotides long. The record is from the annotation of a GenBank genome assembly. NCBI's taxonomy places the organism in Eukaryota, Metazoa, Chordata, Amphibia, Anura, Ranidae.
UACGGAGUAGUGGUUAUUGGUUGGGAUGAGUACGGAGUAAUGGCCAUUGGUUGGGAUGAGUACGGAGUAGAGGCCAUUGGUUGGGAUGAGUACGGAGUAGUGGCCAUUGGUUGGGAUGAGUACGGAGGAGUGGUCGUUGGUUGGGAUGAGUAUGGAGUAGUGGCCGUUGGUUGGGAUGAGUAUGGAGUAGUGGCCAUUGGUUGGGAUGAGUACGGAGCAGUGGCCAUUGGUUGGGAUGAGUAUGGAUUAGUGGUCAUUGGUUGGGAUGAGUACGGAGUAGUGGCCGUUGGUUGGGAUGAGUACGGAGUAGUGGCCAUUGAUUGGGAUGAGUACGAAGUAAUGGUCAUUGGUUUUAGCAGUUAGUAGAUCAUUAGUGAGGUUUAGUAGGGCAGUUUCAGUGGAGUUUGGUGGGGUCCAGGAGGGCUUGUUAAGUAUGGGAGUUAUAUGCACAUUGCUUUAUAGGGGAGGGGAAGGCACCAGUAGAGAG